Bombus pyrosoma is the source of this 1799-nucleotide messenger RNA. RefSeq names its product zinc finger CCCH-type with G patch domain-containing protein. The transcript has 9 exons. Bases 110 to 1678 code for a protein of 522 amino acids. Gene Ontology annotation, cellular component: nucleus. Gene Ontology annotation, molecular function: RNA polymerase II cis-regulatory region sequence-specific DNA binding; metal ion binding; DNA-binding transcription factor activity, RNA polymerase II-specific. NCBI's taxonomy places the organism in Eukaryota, Metazoa, Arthropoda, Insecta, Hymenoptera, Apidae. The record is from RefSeq and is a predicted model, not a curated record. Gene Ontology annotation, biological process: negative regulation of DNA-templated transcription; regulation of transcription by RNA polymerase II.
AUCCUAGAGUACGGAAGGACUCCGAAUGUAAACUGUCAAAACAGUUUUUGUGAGAUCUCUUUUUCAAGAACUUCUAAAUCAACGCAGGGGUAAGACAAUAUAGGGUAAUAUGACAGAUACUGAAAGUUUACGAGAAGCAAUUGCACAAUACGAACAACAGCUAGCUCAAGUUCAAGCGACUUUAUCCGUGACCACGCAAGAAGCGGAUAGGGAGAAUUUAUUAAGUUUACAAUCGGACAUACAAGAGCUUAUUGCUUUAACGAAAAAAAGUCUACAAGGUGUUGAAACUUCUAGCGAAGAUUUAGACGACGACGACGACGAUGAUGACGAUAUUGACGAUAUUGACGAUAUGGACGAUCCAUUGGAAAAAGAAUACGCCUUAUUCAAGGCAGAACUGGAGAAAACUUCCAAUGAAUCUCGGAGUAAAGAGCCGGAUAAACAAGAUGACGGAGCUUCAAAUAACAUAGAAGAUGAGUUGAGGCAGCUUGAAGGCAUGAAAUGUCGAGCUCCCCAUGGUAGCAGUUGGGGUGGCAUUGGUUAUCAUAAUGCUAUGAUAUGUUCUGUUUAUCAGAAUGACAGCACAGAAAUAAAAAAUAUGCAAGAUAUAAAGGUCAGGGUAUUUUUUCUAAAUCCAACGCAUAAAGAAAUGCUUCCGUGUCCUUAUUAUUUGGAUGGGAAAUGUAAAUUUUCUGACGAAGAUUGUAGAUUUUCGCACGGAGAAUUGGUCCCAUUAUCUAGUAUACAAGAAUAUAGAGAACCAGAUUUUCAAAGUAUAAAGAUGGGUAGUAGGGUAUUAGCAAAGCAAAAGAAUCAAUUAUGGCACAGGUGCAUCGUAUUAAAAAUGCCGGAAAAAGAAGGAGAUGUUUUCAGAAUUAAAUUUGAAGCAAACGGCAAUAUCGUAGAAGUUUUCUUACAAGAUCUUUUACCGCUUGAUGAUGCUGAUUUGGAAAUGUCAGAUACGUCUGAAGACAGCGACGGUGAAAGUGACUCAACGGAGUAUCCUAAAGAAGAAACAGUUCAUAAAUCCCUUCUCACGGUAGAAAGCAACACGCCGUUAGGAAACUGGGAAAAACAUACGCGCGGGAUAGGUAGCAAAUUAAUGGCUCAAAUGGGAUAUGUACUGGGCACCGGUCUUGGAAAGUAUUCAGAUGGCAGAAUAGAACCAGUUGAAGCAACGGUACUGCCAGCUGGUAAAUCUUUAGAUCAUUGUAUGGAAUUGCGAGAAAAUGCCGGAGGGGAUGAAAAUUUAUUUUCCGUAGAACGUAGAAUGCGAAAGCAACAACAGAAGUUGGAACAGCAAAGACAAAAACAGUAUCAGAGGGAAAAGGAACGAGAAGAAAACAAUGUGUUUAAUUUUAUAAAUGCAACCUUGGGUGAUAAGCCUAAAUCGGACGCAAGAAAUAUUUCAAAAGGUAAAAGUAGCCUUAAAACAGAAUCAAAUCGACAACUAAACGUAGCAAGUUUCCAAAUUGGAGAAAAUAUUUUAAGACUGGAAAGAGAAUCGGCAAAAUUGAAAGAAUCAUUGUCAAGGCAUACAAAAGGAAGUGUUCAUUAUAAUAAUAUUGUAAUGAAGUAUAAUGAGAAACAAAAAGAACUUGUUGGUUUAAGAGCAUCCGAAAAAAGUAUUGCUGCUGAACAAGAUCAACGAAAGAACAGAGCUAAAUUAUCAAUAUUUUGAUGUACAUACGUUUACAAUUUUAACUUUCUACAAGAAAUUAGCUUAUGUAUUGUAUCUAUUAAUUAUUAUGUGUAAAAAAAAAAGUAUAAAUAAAUAAACAUUAUAAUAUAACAUUAAUUAA